This is a messenger RNA of Macroventuria anomochaeta, 3700 nucleotides long. RefSeq lists its product as uncharacterized. Bases 103 to 3534 code for a protein of 1143 amino acids. Gene Ontology annotation, biological process: proteasome-mediated ubiquitin-dependent protein catabolic process. The transcript has a single exon. Gene Ontology annotation, cellular component: proteasome regulatory particle, base subcomplex; nucleus; cytosol. Gene Ontology annotation, molecular function: polyubiquitin modification-dependent protein binding. Lineage: Eukaryota; Fungi; Ascomycota; Dothideomycetes; Pleosporales; Didymellaceae. The record is from RefSeq and is a predicted model, not a curated record.
CCAAGCCAUCAAUCGCCCCGCGCACGCAUAGCCCGACUCUGACUGAGUACUGUCCUGCAGCUCAGUCGCUCGCCCGCACCCCUCCACCUCCCCAACAGUUUUAUGCAGCCAGAGCCUACUAACGAAAUCGAAAACGUCUCCACUCCACCAAUCGCCUCCGGAACCCCCUAUUCUCCCUCUCAGCAUGGACAGCGCCGCGACGAUGACCCGCAGCCUCCUCUACAACCUCACUCAGGUGGGUCGCGGGGAGAGUCUGAGUCACCGUCCGGUGGCAACACACGCGACGCGACGCGUUCAGAGACGCCCGGCGCGGAUGGCGAUGCUGAGACCGAGGGAUUGAAGAGUCUCAGACUGUCGACGCCUCCACCGAGAAACAGAAUCGACGAAUAUGAGAAAGCCUUGUCCAAGUCCACUCGGAAAAACCCGGAAGGACCUCUCUUUGAGGUCAUCAAGUCCAACCGGAAGCCUGACGACAAGCGCUCACCAAUCGCUCAUCUGCCCAACGAGGUCUUGAUCCAUGCCAUUGCCCACCUGUCGCCAAACGACCUCGCAGCUGUUGCGCUCGUCUCUCGAGGCUUCAACGACCUCGUCACGACGCCGCACGCAUGGCAGGUUGCCUUCGCCCGCUACUUCCCGGGCCCAGCUGCUCUCGAAGACGCCUCACACAACGCGAACUUGGAAGACAGCGGUGACAUCGUGCGGUCUGAGAAGAGGAAGUUCACAAGGCUUACCGCAUUGGCAUCAUGGAGGAGCGAGUAUAUCUUGCGUACUAGGAUGCUGCGCUCCUUGGUCCGCGGCAAGCCCAUGCAAGAUACUGUGACCCCGUCGCGCGCUGGUCUGGUGCAAAGCAUCCAUCCAGUAGUGACCUACGAGGCCAAGACGUACACGACGAUUAACCAUCUUCAUGCUUCGUUUGGCACCGGUCUCAACAAGAAGGAGCCGCGGUUCAUUCAUGGCGCGGACGAUGUUGGCAUGGUCACUGCAAGUGACCCAACAGUUGCAAAAGUGGAUCCUUGGGGCCAAAGCGACCCCAACUUCUACAGCCAGUUCUCAGAACGCUUCCCAGGAACUGCCGAGUGGGGUCUUGGAUCUGGUGAGGUUGUGGGAUGUCCGAAUGUCAUGGACGUGUCGCAGCCUCACGGCAUGAUAUACGGUCAGGGCUGUCCGGAAGGCUCCUGCUACUAUCGCGCGACUGACGAGAUGCGCGGUCGCUUUAUUGCAGAGCCCCUGGACUUCACCAAAUCUGAAUUUGGAAUUCCCAAGCUGGGCAUUGACGGUGGAGCCAUCUGCUGUGUCUGGAUUGCGAAGUCCAAUACCAUCCCUACUCUUUCAGAAGGGACCAUUGGAAUGAUGAUGGGCUCUGCUGCCGGUGUGGUUUCUGCCUGCAGUCUCGGUACCGAUGGUGUGAAGGCCUCACGUCUGCAGCGUGGUGAGCUGACUGCCCGUUGGAUUCUCAGCCCUGGCGUUCCAAUUGUCUCUAUCGUCGUGGAUGACAAUUACUCUACCAAGAGACAGACCCAGAACCGCAUCUGGGCAGUAGCCCUCAACGCCCUCGGUGAGCUGUUCUACCUUACCAAGUUUCCGACUCGCAGCCAAGCUACCACGACCGACAUUGCAGAACCUACCGAAUACUUGGCCUGGCUCACCGGACGCAGCGUCUACUGGAAUCUCGUUGAGCCUAGUAGGCGCGUUGCACGACCGGAUCCUUACAGCGACGCUGAGGUUGACGGCAGCUACUCCCCUCGUACAUCGUGGGAUGGUAUGUGCUUAGGCAAGCAACAGAUCGCUGCAGAGACGAGAGAGAUCCAGCAGUUCCUUCGAAAACCACCGAAGGACUUCCGGAAGACCUGUCUUGGCUGGGACAUGCGCAGACGCCUCGAAGUCGACUUCGCAGGUGACGAUGGCAACUACGCAGGCGAAGCAAUUGUCGUCUUCGAGUGUGGUCUGGACGAAGGCCAUAGCGCUGAAAUUACACGCUUCACUCGCUGGAAGACAAACGAGAAGGACAAGAGCACCGCUACUUCCACUCGAACAGCAACGCCACAAACACCUCUGGCUCCGUCGCUAUUCGGCGGUCCUGGUGUUGGCACAUUGGAUGUUGCGCAAGCACCUCUACGUAACCGUAGCUCCUCGUACACGUCUUCUAGUAGCUCACCGGAGCGGGCCAGCCUCGUGGAAGAGUGGCGAACCUCCAAGUUCUCAUUCGGCGGUUUCAAGAGCACUCGACUGACUGUGACGGCGCUGGACAACUCAACCUUUGCAACGCUCACGCUGUCCGAAGAUCCCGCACUUGGCUUCUCGACAGCUUCUACAGCAUCGUCACCCUACGCAUCACCCAUGUCCGUUGCAAGCCAGCCAGCGUCGCCCGCAGACAUUCCCGGACAGCGAGCGCGGUUUCUCGCAGCUGGAACUAAGAGUGGAGUUGUGCUUAUCUGGGAUGUGAGAGCACCCGUCUCACGCUCAUCCGAGUACUCCAACAAUAUCGAACCCCUACGCAUCAUCUACACUGACUCUCCUGAGAUCUCGUCACUAGCUUUGACCUCCCUCUACCUUGUCGCUGGUGGUAACGACGGUCUGGUGCAGGCAUGGGACCCGCUCGCGUCCAGCAUGUCGCCCAUUACGACAUUGCACUCACGCCAUGCAUCUCGCGCUCGCAGACGACUAGUGCAAGCGCAAGCCUCUGUUCAAGGUGUCGGCAUUAACAUGUUUGCUGCUGGUGCUGUGUGUCUUGACCCAGAUCCAACAGUCCUUCGCGGCGCUGUCUCACUAGGCAAUCAGCUGCGUUGGUGGAGCUUCAGCUCAUCGGCGGCUGAUCAGUACAAGAGUAGCAAACGCCGCCUCCGUCGUACUGAGCGCGGCACGAACCAAGCCAAUGAACGCUUCGCUGGAACCGGACGAGUGAAUCUGAAGGGAUACAUCGAGAACGAGCAGUUCGAGCUGGAGCGCGACAAAAUCCAGAGACGCAAGCAGGCUGAGCGACAAGCUGCUCGCUUCGGUACCGAGCUCCUUGAGGACGAAGAUGAAGCACUUGCCUAUGCUUUGAUCUUGUCUCAAGAGAAUGCAGAGGCGGAAGAGAAGAAGCGUCGCGAAAGCGAGUUCAUCGAACUAUCUCGACAAGACACCGUCAAGCCUGAGUCCAGCAACAACGCCCAGUCCUCCUCACACAACGGUCCGAGCGCGAACGAAGAAGAGCUCGACCCCGACAUUGCCGAAGCAAUCCGCCUCUCCCUUGGAGAAAGCAACGGCGCCGACCCCUUCUACUCCGACCCCACCAAGCCUUCGGCCUUCGACAUCCCAAUCAAGUACGCUAAAGGCAAGAAGUCCGCUUCGAGCUCGCCCUGGAACGCGCCAGCUAAGAAGAGCAAAGCGAAUGCUGACACGAGUAACGGCAAUGAGUUGAGUGACCUGGAGUUUGCGAUGCAGUUGAGUCUUGCGGAGGAGCAGAGCAGGAAGGAGAUGGAGGAGGAUCAAUUUCCGGCGCUGAGUCCGAGGCCGGGCGGUGGCAAGGGGAAGGGGAAGGCGAUCGGGUGGUAGGACUGAUUUUUAGUUUGGCUUUUGAGAUAUGUUUAAUACCUUUUGCUUCCUUUACUUCUGUGGGCUUGUUCAUUUCUUGAAGGCGUAGCGAGAUGUUGGAUUUGUCGCCAUUUCAAUCUCCCUCAUGCUAGGUUUGAGAACGAUGACUUUACCAGAUUACUUGGAC